UGUUUCCGGCUCGGGCUGACGGCCCCGGUGCUGGGCCAGGGGGUUCCCGGCCGAGUCUCUGUGGCCGCGGAGGCGCCAAGUUAAUCUGGCCCAGAGCGUCCUGGGCAGACCGGGAGCUUGACCGGCUGGACCCCGCACUGUCGGUCCGGGGCGUGGACGGAGCCUGGCCAGCCUCGGUCCCUCCUGCGUCGGGGCCACGGAACGGUACAAAUCCAUCGCUCCGAUUCCGGUGCCGAGGUCGGGCAGCGGUCGGUGUUAGGGAAGAGCUGAGGAGGCCUUGUCCCUGCGAGCAACUCGGCCCGGGGACUGUCAGGUGCUUGGUGCCCGCACCGGCCUCUGGGGCGGGCGCAGCAGGGACACCGCCUCCCGCACGGUCGUCUCCUCCGCAACCCCCGGGUCUUCCACCCCCAGGCGGCAAGCACGGAACCCGGCACGGGAUGGCCAGUAGGUUCGGGACAGCUUCGUGUUGGGGAUUACUGUCAUUCACGGAUGUAUCUGUGGAGUUCACUUUGGAGGAAUGGCAGCUACUGGAUUCUACACAGAAGUACCUAUACAGGGACGUGACAUUGGAAAACUAUAGCAACCUAGUAUCAGUGGGGUAUCACGGCACCAAACCUGAUUUAAUCUUCAAGUUGGAGCAAGGGGAAGAGCCGUGGAUAGUAAACGCCGAGAUUUCCAGUCAGAGCUGUCCAGAAGGCUGGGAAGAAUGGUACCAGAAAAAUCAAGAUGAGCUUGAAAGCAUUGAGAGAAGCUAUGCUUGUAAUGUGUUUGGAAAACUUCAUCUGAGCAAAACCCAUGUUUCUUCAACACAAAGACUCCAUAAGUAUAACACACAUGAAAAAAGUUUGACACAAAACUCAGGUUCAAGCAGAAGCUAUGUAAGAAAGAAUCCUGAUAAGUUCUAUGGUUAUGAAGAACCAUAUUUUCUUAAGCAUCAAAGAGCUCAUAGCAUAGAAAAAAACUGUGUGUGUAGUGAAUGUGGGAAGGCUUUUCGUUGUAAAUCACAGCUCAUUGUACAUCUUAGAAUUCAUACGGGGGAGAGACCUUACGAAUGCACUAAAUGUGAAAGAGCAUUCAGUGCCAAGUCAAACCUUAAUGCUCAUCAGAGAGUUCAUACGGGAGAAAAACCCUACUCGUGUAGUGAAUGUGAGAAAGUCUUUUCUUUCAGGUCACAGCUCAUUGUCCAUCAGGAAAUUCACACAGGAGGGAAGCCCUAUGGUUGCAGUGAAUGUGGGAAAGCAUACAGUUGGAAAUCACAGCUUAUUUUACACCAGAGAAGUCAUACAGGUGUGAAACCCUAUGAAUGUAGUGAAUGUGGGAAGGCCUUUAGUUUGAAGUCACCAUUUGUUGUACACCAGAGAACUCAUACAGGGGUGAAACCCCAUAAAUGCAGUGAAUGUGGGAAAGCCUUUAGGAGUAAAUCCUACCUCCUCGUUCACAUCAGAAUGCAUACAGGAGAGAAACCCUAUCAAUGCAGUGAUUGUGGGAAAGCCUUCAAUAUGAAGACACAACUCAUUGUACACCAGGGAGUUCACACAGGAAAUAAUCCAUAUCAGUGCAGUGAAUGUGGGAAAGCCUUUGGUAGGAAGGAACAGCUCACGGCACAUCUGAGAGCUCACGCGGGAGAGAAACCAUACGGAUGCAGUGAAUGUGGGAAAGCUUUCAGCAGCAAGUCGUACCUUGUUAUACAUAGGAGAACACACACAGGAGAAAGACCCUAUGAAUGCAGUUUGUGUGAGAGAGCCUUUUGUGGGAAAUCACAGCUAAUUAUACAUCAGAGAACUCACUCAACAGAGAAGCCGUAUGAAUGCAAUGAAUGCGAAAAAGCCUAUCCUAGGAAGGCAUCGCUUCAGAUACACCAGAAAACUCAUUCUGGAGAGAAACCUUUUAAAUGCAGUGAGUGUGGCAAAGCCUUCACUCAGAAGUCAUCUCUCAGUGAACAUCAGAGAGUUCACACUGGAGAGAAACCAUGGAAAUGCUCUGAAUGUGGAAAAUCCUUCUGUUGGAAUUCAGGCCUUCGUGUACAUCGGAAAACUCACAAAUGAGAAAUCAGAGUGAUGAAGUAAAUGUGAGAAGCUUUCUCACAGAGGGUGAUGCUCAGGAGACUUCAGAUGAUAAUAUAGACAGGAUUUAUAAGCAGGAGGUCCUAAAAAUGCAUUCAUGUCAAAAAAGGUUAUGUAGGAGAGAGACCAAUCAUAUUUGGAAUGAGUUUGCAAAAGCUUUCAGAAAUAAGUCACAAAUCUUUGUAGACAAGAGAAUAAUUGAAGGUAUGAGGAGCAGUAAAUGUACCAAAUGUAGUAGCAUCAUUAUGAAGAUUCAGACAAUUCAUGCUGAGAACACCUUAUAAAUUUGACAAAUCAGAAAAGCAUUUCCCCGUAGAAGGUGUUACAUGGAAAGUCACAUUCCAGAUUCGAAGCUGUGUGUUUGUGAAAUAAAGUAAAGAAAAUCUCGAUUAUAAAUAGUAGGCUUUUUCCUGGUGAAGUAUCAAGUUUUUGUUUUGUUUUGUUUUAAUAUGUAAAUAAAGCGAUGGUCAGGAAAAAUGCAAGGAACAUAUUCUGAAAGGUAAGGGAUAUUUGGUGUGACUUUCUGAGUUAACACUGAAAGCAUUUUUUUAAAUUUGGGUAUUUUAUUUUUUAAUGUAACUUAUUUUAUAUAUGUAUUUGAUAGUUUGUAGAAUAACAUACCUCCGUAUUCUCCAUAUUAAAUGCUAAAUAUCAGCAUUGUCUAUUUCUUAGCAAUAUAACUAAAAUAACGUGGCUUAUAACAAAUGAAAGGAUGCAGUUCUCACUCCAAGUUUACUUAUUUAGUAGCCUAUAUAAGCAGGUCUGGCAGUUGUUACAGGGCUGUUGCUUAAGAGAAGUCAUUGUAACAAACAUUUAUUAUAUUUUAGCAGUUCAGUGUCUGUUCUCCAUUGUUUGAUAUGAGCACCCUUGUGUUCUCUGGAGGAAUACCUCCCCUCUCUCGGGUGCUUCCUUGCGGUAGUGUCUGUCAGGUACCCUUUCUACUCACCACAGGUAAGUAUCAUACCCAUUGUUGAAUAUUGGUGACCUCUUUUUCAGGAUUUUGAGUCUGUAAUUCAGUUACACAUGAAGCAGAAAGAAAUUGUGGGAACACAUUUAUUCUUGUCCUAGAAUUCUAUUGAGACCAUCAAUUAAUUCCCAGAAUAACUUUGGAUACUAUCCCUUUUUGGACCUGGCUCUCUGGCCUUCUGUGUGCUUCCUCAUAUCUUCUCAAUAAAAAUGUUUUUGUUUUUUA
Messenger RNA from Lemur catta (Ring-tailed lemur), 3255 nucleotides. RefSeq names its product zinc finger protein 26 (gene ZNF26). The record is from RefSeq and is a predicted model, not a curated record. Gene Ontology annotation, biological process: negative regulation of transcription by RNA polymerase II. The transcript is spliced from 4 exons. Gene Ontology annotation, molecular function: DNA-binding transcription repressor activity, RNA polymerase II-specific. NCBI's taxonomy places the organism in Eukaryota, Metazoa, Chordata, Mammalia, Primates, Lemuridae. Bases 438 to 2045 code for a protein of 535 amino acids.